AUCAUAUUCUGGAAGCCAACAACAAAAAAUACCGCAGUACACACAACAAAGGCAAAUAUCAAAACAAACAAUCAACAACUUGGUCUUUGAUUAUGUAGUCCAAGAAAUGAGACCAUUGGUAACUUGCCAAAAACCAGCAUUUAGAAGAUUGAUAAUGGGCCUUACUGGAAUAACAGAUACAGCGUUACUCCCUGAUACAAAAGAUUUGAGUAAAUUGUUAAAAUUAAGUUAUACUUCUUAUGUUACUAUGUUAACUGAUUUAAUAUCAAAAGUAUCAUUUAUUUGUACAACAGCAGACAUUUGGUCUAGUAACAAUAAAAGUUAUUUAGGUAUGACUUGCCACUUUCUCGACGAAAAUACUUAUAGAAGGUACUCGUAUGUUCUUGGUUGUAGGCGCAUAAAGGGCAGUCAUACUUACAUGAAUAUAGCACAGGUUAUGAAUGAAAUCACCAAAUCUUUUAAAAUUAACAAUUCCAAAAUAUCGCAUACUGUGACCGAUAAUGCUUCAAAUUUCGGAAAAGCGUUCAGAACAUUUUCCAUUCAUUCAGAAACCCCAAAUAAAAGUCAGUUUAGUGCUCAAAGUUCUAAUAACAAUUGGUUCAAAAGUAGUGAUGAUGAAUCUAAUGUUGAAAUAAGUGACUCUGGCAGUGAGGUUGAUAAUGCAGAUGUUGAAAUUGUAGAAAUAUCAACAUUAUUUUCAAAUUCUGAAAAUAUUGAAUGUAAUGACGACGAUGAUGAUUUUUGUUUACCUGAACAUCUAACCUGCACUGCUCACACUCUUAGUUUAAUUGCUACUAGUGAUGUAGCUAAAAUUUCUGACUCAACUUAUCAGAAAAUUUCAAAAUCUGUGUUUGUUAAAUUAAAUGCAUUUUGGAACAUUCUUAGCAGAAGUUCGGUCGCUUCUGACAAAAUAUAUGAGAUCUGUAAUUUAAAGUUCCCUGUACCUAUUAUUACACGCUGGAAUUCAAUGUAUUUUGCAGUAAAAAAAGUGGUCGCCAAUAAAGAAAAGUUGUUAGUUGCAUUUGAAGAGUUAAAAUUAAAUAAAUUAAAACAAUCUGAGUGGGCAUUUCUAGAUGAAUAUUGUCUGAUCAUGGAGCCUUUGGCAACAUCUCUUGACCUAAUGCAAGGGGAAAAAAGUUGUUUUUUAGAUUAUGUCGCCCCUACUAUUAUUGCUCUGAGACUUAAAUUAAUUCAAUCAACUCAUUUAAUCUAUUGUAAACCAUUGGUUUUUUCAAUUAUUAAAAGUCUUGAAGAACGAUUUAAGUACAUUUUUGAUUUAACACAUACUAAAAGUAAACCAUUUAUUUUGUCAGCCAUAAGUCUUCCAAAAUUUAAACUAUCUUGGGUGCCAGUCAGAUAUUUAACUAUGUGCAAAAAAUUAUUUAUAACUGAAUGUAAUUUAGAAUACUCAAUUGAAAAUAGAACUGAUGAAAAUGGCUCUGAUGAUAAUGAAAACAGUGACCACGAAUUUUAUCAAAUUCUUAGUGGAGAUACGGAUGGUUCACUUGAUCAAAAUCAUAUUUCUUUUCAAAACUCUGUUAAUACUCCUAAAAAUACAAAUCUUGCUAGUGUUCAAGCACUUUCGUUUUUGGAUACAAAAAAAAAAGAACUAGACAUUUUAAAUAAUUUGCCAAUUGUUAAAAAAGUUUUUUUAAAAUAUAAUACAACCUUACCAUCAUCUGCCCCUGUUGAGAGGUUGUUUAGCAGUGGUUCACAGAUUUUAGUUCCCAGGAGAAACCGGCUUAGCGACAACACAUUUGAAAUGUUGUUAUGCUGCAGGUGUUUUAAUAAUAAUAAAUAAUUUUAACUAAGUCUUAUAACUAAGCAUAAAUAUUGUUAUAAUAUUUAUAUUAUUAUUUUAUUUUUAAUAGUUACUUAAAUGAUCAAACUGAAACAGAAAGUUACUGUAAAUUGUUAAAAUUGUAAGUAUUAGUAUAGUUUUUCAACUAUUUAGAAUUUUAAA
Messenger RNA from Myzus persicae (green peach aphid), 1963 nucleotides. RefSeq lists its product as uncharacterized. The record is from RefSeq and is a predicted model, not a curated record. The coding region runs from base 107 to 1801 and encodes 564 amino acids. The transcript is spliced from 2 exons. Gene Ontology annotation, molecular function: protein dimerization activity. Lineage: Eukaryota; Metazoa; Arthropoda; Insecta; Hemiptera; Aphididae.